AUGUAUAAAAAGGUACCCAACUUCCUUACAAGUCUACUCCAAAACAACCUCUUGCUACUUUCAAAGUCUAUCGAACGCGAGGAUCUAUUUGACAAUGCCCACAACGAUGGAAUUUGGGAUGUUGCAUGGUCGAAAAAUACAAAUUAUGUAAUCACUGGAUCAGAGGAUUCUACUGUCAAAUGUUGGGAUGGUACAUCAGGAGAAUUACAGUUUGAUCUCGAGGGACAUUCUUUGGGGGUAAUAUCGGUUGAUGUGACUCAAGAUGGAAAACGUCUUGCAUCUUCAUCGAUAGAUUCAACUAUAAAAAUUUGGGAUCUUGAGAAUAGUGGUGCUCUUUUGAAUACAAUCACGGCUUCAUCUCUUGAAGCGUGGACCGCUAAAUUCAGCCCUGACGGCAGAUUUGUUGCGACAGGCUCGCACAACGGAGAGCUCCACCUUUACAAUGUCGAGUCUGGCCAAAAGGCUCACACUUUUGCUACAAGGCAAAAGUUCUUGAUGUGCACUGCCUAUAGCCCAGAUGGAAAAUAUCUUGCUGGCAGCGCAGAGGAUGGCACUAUCUAUGUGUUCAAUGUAGAAACCAAUCAACUCGCGCACACACUCUCAUCUCAUGCAUUGGCUGUCCGCACUUUGGCCUUUGCACCAGACAGCCGUACACUUAUCAGCGGUAGCGACGAUAAGUGUAUUUAUGUUCAUGAUGUUGAACAUGGACAGCUUGCUUCAGCAUUGACUGGCCACAGUGCUUGGGUUCUUUCUGUUGCCGCCAAUCCCGAUAUCAGUAAACAACAAUUGGCUAGCUCUGGGUCAGAUAAAAAAGUCAAGAUCUGGGAUCUCGCAAUGCGGUCUGUAAUAGAGACACAGGAGGUUCAUUCGGAUCAGGUGUGGGGUGUUGCAUGGAAUCCUGAAGGAACCAAGCUAGUAUCUGUAUCCGACGACAGAUCUGUCAAGUGGUUUGCUAGCAGUGGAUCUUCAUAAUAAUUCUAUAAGCAUGCAUCCUUUGUUAUUGUUAUUUCUCAAAGUAUGAGAAGAUAAUAAUAAUAAUAUUAGGGGUAAUCUCCAUACUUUAUGCAAAAGCGGAGCCUGUAUGCCAUUUUUACUGUAGCAAAUGAAUCAAACAACUUUGUAUAAAAAGUACUGUAAAACGCCAAAAAAAAGUAAUACAAAUCCAGUAUUGAAUCUCUCUC
Molecule: messenger RNA, 1181 nt
Organism: Phycomyces blakesleeanus NRRL 1555(-)
Lineage: Eukaryota; Fungi; Mucoromycota; Mucoromycetes; Mucorales; Phycomycetaceae
Exons: 8
Coding region: 1-972 (323 amino acids)
Cellular component (GO): Cdc73/Paf1 complex
Molecular function (GO): protein binding
Source: RefSeq, a predicted model, not a curated record